AUGGGCAAGAUCCUCAAAAGACUUUGGCCAGACACCUCAUCAAAGAACGAUGGUCAUAACACAGGAACAACGACAGAAAAGCAAAGUCGGAUUGAAAGCAGAACUUCAAUGGAAUGUGAAGCUGCUGAAGAGGAACGGGAACAAUGUCAGUCCCGAGAAAGAGGAAUAGGAGACGUGGUUCACGCCCCUGGAACUGAAUCAAGUGACGAAAUCCAUCAUGACCGAGAUUCAUCAAACAAGGAUUCAUCGAGUCCCAUCCAAGGAGCAGGUCCUGAUCCACAAGAAUACAUGAACAUCAUCAGAGGUUUAACUGAAUUACCCUCUCAUAUGGAAGCUGCGGCUCUGAGGAACCCGGACUGUAAAAUACAGACACUGUGGCUGCAAUGGGUCAGUCUCACAUAUUCUGGAGCCAAUGAUCUCGUCUCUGCUCUCAGUACAAACCAUACGGUGACGGAGCUGGAUCUGAGUGGGAAUAAACUGGGAGAUUCCGGAGUGAAACUGGUGUCUGAUGCUCUGAGGAACCCGGACUGUAAAAUACACACACUGGGGCUGGACAAUGUCGGUCUCACAGAUUCUGGAGCCAAGGAUCUCGCCUCUGCUCUCAUUACAAACCAUACGGUGACGGAGCUGCACCUGAAUGGGAAUAAACUGGGAGAUUCCGGAGUGAAACUGGUGUCUGAUGCUCUGAGGAACCCGGACUGUAAAAUACAGACACUGUGGCUGUGUGGUGUCGAUCUCACAGAUUCUGGAGCCGAGGAUCUCGUCUCUGCUCUCAGUACAAACACCUCACUGACGGAGCUGUACUUGGCACGGAACUCCCUCACAGACCGAUGUGUCCCCGCUCUCCGCCGCCUCAUACUGACCCUCCCGAGUCUGAAGCUGAUCUGGCUGUGGGGGAAUAAGUUCAGUGCAGACGGACAGAACCAGCUGAAGAGUCUGCAGGGAACCAGACGCGGACUGGGUGUGUUUGUGUGAACAUCUCUGGGAGUAAACGUCACCGCCGUGGGGACUGGAAUAUUGUUGGCCGAUUCCCUGCCCCUCCCCUUUAAACGGCCGCCCAUCCUCCCCUUUAAACCCCGACGCUUCCCGGGCCGGCCGGCC
Molecule: messenger RNA, 1101 nt
Organism: Amblyraja radiata (thorny skate)
Lineage: Eukaryota; Metazoa; Chordata; Chondrichthyes; Rajiformes; Rajidae
Product: NACHT, LRR and PYD domains-containing protein 12-like
Exons: 7
Coding region: 1-975 (324 amino acids)
Molecular function (GO): protein binding
Source: RefSeq, a predicted model, not a curated record